Westerdykella ornata is the source of this 1485-nucleotide messenger RNA. RefSeq names its product DUF1688-domain-containing protein. The transcript is spliced from 4 exons. The record is from RefSeq and is a predicted model, not a curated record. The coding region runs from base 1 to 1485 and encodes 494 amino acids. NCBI's taxonomy places the organism in Eukaryota, Fungi, Ascomycota, Dothideomycetes, Pleosporales, Sporormiaceae.
AUGCGUCUUUUUCGCAACAAGAACAAGCCGGCCACUGAGCCCAGUGGAAGCCACCCCAAUGAUUCCAGUGGCUCCCUCAAAUCCCCUGUCCCAAGCACUCACAAUGCCUCCAAACCGCCAACCGUCUCUUUCCCUGACGUACCCCUCCCAAGGGCUCCUGAUCCCGCCUUGGACCCUGCUGGCUACCUCCGCAGCAUCUACGCCGUCAGGGAACGGUGCACCCUUGUGCUGGAAAAGGCGAAGAAGAAUCAGUUGAGACACUUCACUGUUGACAUGUCCAAAUUCCACGAUACCGCCGUUUAUGUCGUUUCCAUCAUCAAGCGCGAUUAUUCGCCAGACUACGCCUCGAUUCCUCCCCAUGGCCGAUGGCAACACUUCGAUGUUGGUGGACGUCCGCGCAUCGACCAAUUGAUGCAGUCGUGGCCCCUGACGGUUGACAAUCAAGAGAGGACGCGCCGUUUGAUUGACCUGUUCUUGGUCUCUGUCCUGCUCGACGCUGGUGCUGGCACAAAAUGGCAAUACCGCAGCAAGGAAUCUGGGAAAAUCUACCGCCGAAGUGAGGGUCUGGCCGUCGCCAGUCUAGAGAUGUUCAAAGCCGGUCUGUUCAGCAGCAAGCCCGACGAACCCUGUCAGGUAGACAGCGCUGGAUUGAGGAAGUUGGACUUGAAGACCAUGGCACGCGGUUUACAGGUGACCGAGGAGAACCCUCUCAAUGGACUAGAGGGCAGGACAGGGCUUCUCAUGAGGUUGGCAGAUGUUCUCCAGAACCAGGAAGUCUUUGGUCUUGAGGCGCGUCCUGGGAAUAUGCUGGACUAUUUACUUUCUCACCCCUCAACGCAAGCAUCCUCCGUACCUAUAAUUCCGCUGCCGACGCUUUGGAACACCCUCAUGGACACUCUCACGCCCAUCUGGCCAGCAUCUCGCACCCAAAUCGAUGGAAUUUCGAUCGGUGAUGCAUGGCCAUGCUCGGUCAUGCCUUCACACCCGACGCAUCCUUGGGAGAACAUUGUACCGUUCCACAAGCUCACACAGUGGCUGACCUACUCACUCAUGGUGCCAAUGACGAAGCUCCUCAAUGUCCAUUUCGCUGGUGCGGAUCUCCUGACUGGUCUUCCCGAGUAUCGGAAUGGCGGUCUUCUCAUCGACACGGGCUUGAUGACGUUGAAGCCCGAGGAUGCAAAGCGCGGGCUAGCGCAGUACCAGCGUAACGCGCAGCUCAAGGGGCAACCCAACAUGGAGGUUGUUCCCCUCUUCGCAGCAGAUGACGACGUCAUCGUGGAGUGGCGAGCAGCCACGGUAGGCUUCUUGGACGAGCUGCUCGUAGAAGUGAACUCGUUGCUUGGAUUGAGCGGAAGAGACAAAUUGACUCUGGCACAGAUGCUGGAGGCGGGGACUUGGAAGGGAGGAAGAGAAAUCGCAGAGGUGUCGCGGCCCAAUACCAAAGAACCACCAAUCAUGAUCCUUUCAGACGGAACUGUUUUCUAA